AUGCCUGCAGCAGCAGCAGCAGGCGCAGCAGCAGCAGCAGCAGCAAGGGCCUGUGCUGCAGUCCCCUGCUCCCUCAGCUUUUUGCUGCGCGAAGGCGGAGAUGAUAUUGGCUGCAGCGACGAAUACACUUUGGAGCCCAUAGCCCUCACCAUGGCCCACUUCAUUCGUCCCCAGUGUUUGCCGCGGGGCUCUUUUGCUGCUCGCUGGGAAACCCUCGGAGAGGAGUUUGUGAUAAAGCUGUCGCUGCCAAUUGCUGGUGCUGCUGCUGCUGCUGCUGCUGCUGCAGUGGAUUUGCUGCUGGGGGCGCUGCACAUGGCUGCGUGCGAGGGCACGGACGCGGUCGCGCCCACCAGCAGCAGCAGCAGCAGCAGCAGCAGCAGCAGCCACGAGCUGCUGCUCGCAGGCACUUUCAUUGAGGGGCAGCUGCUGCUGGCCAAAGCUUUUUGUCUCUUUCCAGGAGACAGUUGUUUGCUGCGGCUUGCUGUCCGCAGCAGCGACGCAGCUCUUUGCGAAGCAGUCUGCGCGCUGCUGGAAUGA
Eimeria tenella is the source of this 537-nucleotide messenger RNA. Its product is annotated as coatomer gamma 2-subunit protein, putative. Gene Ontology annotation, cellular component: endoplasmic reticulum-Golgi intermediate compartment; Golgi membrane; endoplasmic reticulum. The coding region runs from base 1 to 537 and encodes 178 amino acids. The record is from RefSeq and is a predicted model, not a curated record. Gene Ontology annotation, biological process: endoplasmic reticulum to Golgi vesicle-mediated transport; protein secretion; intra-Golgi vesicle-mediated transport. The transcript is spliced from 2 exons. Lineage: Eukaryota; Apicomplexa; Conoidasida; Eucoccidiorida; Eimeriidae.